AUGGUCGACAUCAAUUCUUUGGUCUUCAAGCUCCAAAAGCUUCGUGCACCCCGGGAGUUCGUUCUCAUUGUACUGCUGGUGAUUUGGACUGAAGGUCUCUACAACAUUGAUGAGGCCUACGAUUGGUUGGAGUUCUUCGCUGGCCAUGCGGCUUGCACCUGCUUCGCUCGCUUGCAGGGAUUCAAGGGAUGCAAAUUUGAUUUGAAAUACAACUCAAACAACAGGGUGCCUCCUCGGAAGAGUAACUACAUGGAUGUUAAUAGCCCAAGUGGGUUCGUGUUAUGCAUCAUCUUCCUGCUAAAGGGUCGGGCCCACGACUUCCUAUCUUGGUUUGGCAUCAAGUGUUCCAGCUGGACCCAAAUGAAUGUUGGGACCUCCUCCAGGGCAGCUUGCUGCAGCACCGGGGAUCUGCUCAUGGCCUCUGUUGGCGAGGCCAAUAAGAUGCUUGAAAGGAUUUCACUCCUUCUAAUCCUCACUGUGGCUCUUGGUGGAGUAUUUGUAUUAGAACAGCCGGGUGGUUCCAUUCUUGAGUUCUACCCUACCUUUCGAUGGGCUUUGGGACGACUCAUUGAUAUUCAUGGCAUUGAUGCAGUAUCCCGUGUGCACUGGUCGAUGGGUGCUUUUGGUGGAGAGACAGCCAAGCCGCAGUAUGCAUACAGCAAUUCACCAGCCAUCCGGAAGUUAUACCAUUUUCGCCCAACAGCCAACAAGGUCAAGAAGGUUCAUACAAAGGUCGAGACGUGUAGGAAGUACAAGAACCGAGACGGUAAAGACUGCUAUGUGGGGACUAAACAUCUGAAAGACACAGAGAUCUACCCGGACUACUUUGCCUCCACCAUUUCGGUCUUGAUCGAUGACCUGAAAGCUGCGCAGCGUGGGACCCCUGAGGUUCCAGAUCCAGUGCCACCUGCCUUGGAAUCCUUUCAAGAUUUAAAUUCGGGGAAAGGGUCCGACUUGUUUGAAUUUGCUGACCUAGAGUCAGCUUUUCGAUAUUUGAGAAAAGGGCACAGUCUGAGAAUUCCCGAAGGUUGGGCCCACCAUGUGCCAAAAUCUAUUUAG
Cladocopium goreaui is the source of this 1059-nucleotide messenger RNA. The record is from the annotation of a GenBank genome assembly. Lineage: Eukaryota; Dinophyceae; Suessiales; Symbiodiniaceae.